AUGAUGACUGCAUCACCUUUGCAGGUGCACCAGAACUACCACCAGGACUCAGAGGCCACCGUCAACCACCAGAUCAACCUGGAGCUCUGCACCUCCUGUGUUCGCCUGUCCAUGUCUUACUGCUUGGACUGCAAUGCUGUGGCUUUGAAGAACUUUGCCAAGUACUUUGUUCACCAAUCUCAUGAGGAGAGGGAACAUGCCGAGAAACUGAUGAAGCUGCAGAACCAACGAGGUGGCCAACCCUUCCUUCAGGAUAUCAGCAAACCGGACCGUGAUGACGGCGAGAGUGGGCUGAAUGUGGUGGAAUGUGUAUUACAUUUGGGAAAAAAUGUGAGUCAGUCACUACUGGAGCUGCACAAAUUGGCCACUGACAAAAAUGAUCCCCAUUUGUGUGACUUCAUUGAGACACAUUACCUGAAUGAGCAGGUGAAAUCCAUCAAAGAAUUGGGUGACCACGUGACCAACUUGCGCAAGAUGGGGGCACCCUAA
Saimiri boliviensis boliviensis (Bolivian squirrel monkey) is the source of this 489-nucleotide messenger RNA. Lineage: Eukaryota; Metazoa; Chordata; Mammalia; Primates; Cebidae. The record is from RefSeq and is a predicted model, not a curated record.